Drosophila albomicans is the source of this 1763-nucleotide messenger RNA. Its product is annotated as carboxypeptidase N subunit 2. Lineage: Eukaryota; Metazoa; Arthropoda; Insecta; Diptera; Drosophilidae. The transcript is spliced from 2 exons. The record is from RefSeq and is a predicted model, not a curated record. Bases 35 to 1678 code for a protein of 547 amino acids. Gene Ontology annotation, molecular function: protein binding.
UACUUCGCAGUUGUGUUUGAGCUGUCGUGGUGAAAUGUCGCUCUUAACUUGGCCAAUUCUAUGGCUCAUCUGCUGUGUUGUCGCGACUGCAACGCAAUCCUGUGAGAAAGAUGGAGAGCUUAGAUUCAUGUGCCGCGAAUUGAGCAGCCUGAACGAUCUAUUGAACAUAAAAAAUGUAACCAUCGAUCACAUUUAUACACUCAACAUCAGCAAUAAGCAAACCGAGCUCAGCAUUGGAGCACCCAACAGUGGAAUAAACUUGGAACAAUUGAUGAUCUUGGAUCUGUCCCAAGUGCCACGCUUAGUGCUUCUUAGUGGCGGCUUCUCCAAUCUCCCCGAACUACUCUAUCUCAACAUCAGUGGCUGUGCCGUGGAACAACUGCUGAGCUCGCAUUUUGCAGCCAAUUCGGUGCUUAAACUGCUCGACGCCAGUCACAAUGAGCUCAAUGCUCUGACAAAGGAUUUCUUUGUCAAUCUUCCAGAUUUGAUUCUUGCUAAUUUCACUCACAAUGCUCUGAGUCAUGUGGAGUUGCCGCACAUGCUACAUCUGAGAGAGCUUCACCUUGGCAACAAUGACUUGGCAAGUUUGAGCCUGGGCGAUUGUCCGCACUUGCAGCAACUCAUCCUCAACGACAAUCAACUCACUCAGUUGGAUGCAACUUUGCUGCGAGGAUUUCCCGAAUUGUUGGAGCUGGAGCUCAGCGGGAAUUCGAUAACUGAGAUUGGCAAGGACACUUUCCAGCCAUUGAUGCAUCUGCGCAUACUAAAUCUCUCGAUGAAUGCUUUGAGUGCACUUCGUGUCCAAGUCUUUGGCUCAUCAGUUGUGAAGAAAUUUACACUGCAACAAUUGGAUCUCUCACAGAAUAACAUACGUCUGCUCUUCGACAAUCAAUUUCGAUUGUUGGGUGGUCUCCAGAUGCUGGAUUUAUCCGGCAAUAGCAUCGUCAGUCUAAACAGUCUUCACUUUGCAGGGUUGCAAUCCCUACGCAAAUUGUAUUUGCAGUCGAACGAUGUAAUCGAAAUAAAAGAAAACACCUUCUCAGCUCUUGAGGAUCUGGAUACGCUCGACUUGUCGCACAACAGCAUCGAAUACCUGGGCGAGCAUGUCUUUGGCAGUAAGACGCUGCCACGUUUUCGCAAGCUAAACUUAAACGCCAACAAUCUGAAGCAUCUGCACAUCAUGGCCUUCUCUUCGCUGCCCUUCUUGGAGUAUCUCUCGCUGGGCAACAAUGAAUUGCGUCACCUGCACGAGCGCAUCUUUGCUCCCUUGCGACAACUGCAAAAGCUGCAUUUGGGACACAAUCAAUUCACGGAGCUAAGCAAUAAUAUUCUGGAGAGUCUAAACAACAUCACAGAUCUUCUCAUUGAUAACAAUCAGUUGACUUUCCUGCCCGAAUUGAAUGGAAUGCUGCCCCAUUUGCAACGUGUGGCCAUUGAGGGAAAUCCCUGGCAAUGUGCCUGCUUUGCUGAACUGGAGCAUUGGCUGCACUCCAGACAGGUGAAGUAUCUGCGUGAUAACACCGGGUUCUAUAACGGGGAGAAGCCACUUUGCGUGGUCACAACUGUUGAGAAUUGCGUGCGAAAUGUGCUCGACGAUCGACAUCAAGAUGCUAUGGAUGAGUUUGAACAUCAUCUGAAUGGCAAACAAUCUGAGGAGGAAAGUGACGAAGCAGAAUGAUAAUGAUUAAUUGUUAUGAUUAAUUCAUAUUCUAUUAUUAAUGACGCAAUAUUCGAAGAAUUUGUGUAUGCCUAUUUAAAUAGUC